This is a messenger RNA of Branchiostoma belcheri (Belcher's lancelet), 463 nucleotides long. Its product is annotated as nicotinamide N-methyltransferase-like. The annotation marks the transcript as partial. The record is from RefSeq and is a predicted model, not a curated record. Lineage: Eukaryota; Metazoa; Chordata; Leptocardii; Amphioxiformes; Branchiostomatidae. Gene Ontology annotation, molecular function: N-methyltransferase activity. Gene Ontology annotation, cellular component: cytosol. The transcript has a single exon.
CGUCUGCAGUUUGACGUGUUGACCACGACCCUGUGCCUGGAGGCAGCGUGUCCUGACCGGGAGUCCUACUCGGCUGCUGUGCGCCGCAUCACCCGCCUCCUGAAGCCGGGCGGCACGUUCGUUCUCGCCGGAGUCACCAACCAGACCUUCUAUUCCGUCGGCGGUUAUAAAUUCUUCACCCUUCCUAUUGACAGAACCUUUAUGAGAGAAGUGUUUGAGAAGGCGGGGUAUGUCGACAUUGACAUCAAGUGGUUCCCAGCCACAAAUGCGGAGAACAACAGCGUCUCCAACUUUGACGGGAUAGUUGUUCUUCAUGCUAGGAAAGCAGAGACUGAGUAAUGAUCCCCAAGCAGCAAGACCCUCCAGACUCCUAUUGCAGCCUGAACAAAUCGUAGAACACACCUCUAUGGCCGGGAAACUCCUCUGGCCAAUGAUAUCCCCUUUUUAGGCGAUUUCUACGAUU